AUGGACUUUCAUGGAAGCAGUUUAGAAGGAAGAACCAUUUUGAUUGUGGGCGCAGGUCAUUCGGGACUUUACCUUGCAGCUCAUCUGCAAGAACUUGGUCUCAAAUAUCUCAUCGUGGAUAAGGCUUCUCAAGUUGGAGAUGCUUGGCGAACGAGAUAUGACACAAUCAACCUGCACACGCCGACUGAAACGGGCCACUAUCCGUUUUUGAAAUACCCGAGUGAUUCGGCCCGCUAUCUCGACAAGGAAGAUAUUCUGAAAUGGAUGGAGCACUAUCAGCAGACCCUGGGUCUCAAAGUCCGAUAUGAUACAUUUGCGAAGAAUAUUGAAUACAAUGAUUCCACGCAACAGUGGUCAGUCGAAUUGGAGAGCAAUGGCAGUGUGGAAAAAAUCAAUCCUAAGCAUGUCGUGCUAGCUACAGGAUCAUUUGCUGAUAUCCCAAUUCGCCCUGACUUCCCUGGUGAGGAGUUAUUCAAGGGCCAGAUCUACCACACUUUAGCCCACAAAUCAGCAGCCACUAUCCCGGAUCUGCAGAACAAAAAGGUCACUAUCAUCGGUGCUGGAACCUCCGCGCAUGACGUUGCCCAGGACUUCGUUAACCAUGGAGUUGGCGCUGUCACGAUGAUAUAA
Messenger RNA from Penicillium malachiteum, 630 nucleotides. RefSeq lists its product as uncharacterized. The transcript is spliced from 3 exons. Lineage: Eukaryota; Fungi; Ascomycota; Eurotiomycetes; Eurotiales; Aspergillaceae. Bases 1 to 630 code for a protein of 209 amino acids. Gene Ontology annotation, molecular function: flavin adenine dinucleotide binding; monooxygenase activity. The record is from RefSeq and is a predicted model, not a curated record.